Messenger RNA from Mizuhopecten yessoensis (Yesso scallop), 694 nucleotides. RefSeq lists its product as uncharacterized. The record is from RefSeq and is a predicted model, not a curated record. The annotation marks the transcript as partial. Gene Ontology annotation, cellular component: membrane. NCBI's taxonomy places the organism in Eukaryota, Metazoa, Mollusca, Bivalvia, Pectinida, Pectinidae. Gene Ontology annotation, molecular function: hexosyltransferase activity. The transcript has a single exon.
AUGAAAAUUACGAACGCUUUUGUGAUACUCUACCUGAAGAUGUUCAAGAAGAAAAUUUGUAGAUUAAUGCCAAUAGGUCUUCUAACUAUUUCCAUGAUAUAUGUUGUGUAUCGCGCGCAGCGGGAUGUCCAAUGGGUGCUUAAAAGCUUACUGGAGGUCGUACCAACGAAUGUCAUCACUGCAAUGGUGCCGCCGUCAACAACAGCUCCUAAUACGACCAUUACAACAACAGAAAUACAAACUUCAACUUCUGUUGUGUCAACUGCCAGAACUGAAAUUCAUUUCCCAUUAGAUAUAGAUUUAGAAAAAUAUGUCAGAGACAAACUUGAAAAGAAUAUUACCAUCCCGGUGAAACCCAUUAAUGAACACAACUUCACAUAUAUACACCGUCCAGCAAAGUGCAAGUUUACCAGGACAACCGAAGACAAUGUCACAUUACUGAUUCUUGUGAAAUCGAGCGUCAGAAAUGUGUUUUUACGAAAUGCCAUCCGGGACACCUGGGGUCAGGAUCUGAGUGGAAAUGUUAACCUUAGAUUUAUGCUAGGUUACUCGAUAUCGUUUGUAGAAACUACAAAAGCGGAGGCUGAAACAUAUAAUGACGUCAUCGUCGAAAACUUUGUGGAUUCCUACCCGAACAACACGCUGAAGACUAUCAUGGGGUUCACUUGGGCAGUGACUGAGUGUUCUGAUGCAA